This is a messenger RNA of Lachancea mirantina, 963 nucleotides long. The record is from the annotation of a GenBank genome assembly. NCBI's taxonomy places the organism in Eukaryota, Fungi, Ascomycota, Saccharomycetes, Saccharomycetales, Saccharomycetaceae.
AUGGCUUUGGACGUCCGUUUCAAGCAGAUUCUGAAAACGGACAACAAUGUCGCGCUGAUCAGCGGCGGUAUAGCCGGAGCCGUGUCCAGAACCGUGGUGUCGCCGUUCGAGCGUGUCAAGAUCCUACUGCAGGUUCAGAGCACGACCAGCGCGUACAACCAGGGCGUCUUCAGCGCUGUGCGCCAGGUCUACCAGGAGGAAGGCGUACCGGGCCUGUUUCGCGGAAACGGGCUGAAUUGCGUGCGCAUCUUCCCGUACAGCGCGGUGCAGUUUGUCGUCUACGAGGCGUGCAAGCGACAGGUUUUUCGCGUUGACGGCAGCGCCGCCGGCGCUGCCGUCAAGGUACAGCUCGAGAACUGGCAGCGACUUUUUGCGGGCGCCCUGUGUGGUGGCUGCAGCGUGCUGGCCACUUACCCGUUGGAUCUGGUUCGCGCGCGACUUUCGAUUCAGACCGCGAACCUUGCAAGACUGUCACACUCCAAAGUCGACGUUCUACGGAAACCUCCAGGCGCGGUCCAACUGCUGCAAACCAUCUACCGCGACGAGGGCGGCCUGCGCGCUCUGUACAGAGGCGUUUGGCCGACUAGCGUCGGUGUCGUUCCCUACGUCGCAAUCAAUUUCGCCGCUUACGAGCAACUCAAAGAGUUUACACCUUCUGAUCUCGGCGCAUCCGCCAACAACAUGCUCAAACUGGUUUUCGGAGCCGUCAGCGGCGGCCUGGCCCAGACUGUGACUUAUCCCUUCGAUUUACUGAGAAGACGAUUUCAAGUACUUUCCAUGGGUCAAAACGAACUGGGCUUCCGCUACAAAGGCGUCUGGGACGCAUUGACCACCAUCGGCCGCGUCGAGGGCUAUAGGGGUUACUACAAGGGUCUCACGGCCAACCUUUUCAAAGUGGUGCCGUCUACUGCCGUCAGUUGGUUGGUCUACGAGGUCACGUGCGACCUGCUUCGUCAAUCGUGA